AUGUUUUAAGGAGAGGAUGUUGACUUCCUGGAAGAGAUGUAUAAAAUAAAGGAAAUCGGAAAGAUCGGAGAGGGAAGCUUCGGAAAAGUAUAUAAGGCAAUCGACUUAACCGAUAAUACAGAGUGUGCUGUCAAGGUUGUUUCUAAAACACUUUUCAAAGAUGCUCAAGUCGAGUCAGAUAUAUAUUAGUAGUUAAAUCAUCCUCAUAUUGUCUAAUGCAAAAGAAUAACAGAAAAUAAGAAUUAAUUUUUUUUAAUUAUGGAACUAAUGAAAGGAGGAACCUUAGCUUAGCGUAUGAAACAAGAACAUACCGACGAAGAGUUCGCCAUUAUAAUGAAAGGAAUUCUCAUGGCAGUUCACUAUUUGCACGAGAAGAGAAUCAUUCACAGAGACCUCAAACCAGAAAACAUCAUGUUUGCCUCCACUGACAUAAGGACUGUUAAGAUUGCUGAUUUUGGUUUAAGUUUCAAGUUUGCAUCCGAAGGCAUGUUCUAUAGUUUGCUCAAUAAAAAAUGUGGAACCAUCAUUUACAUGGCACCAGAGUAAUUUAAAGAGAAAUUUUAUAGUAAAUAAAUUGAUUCUUGGAGUUGUGGAGUUAUUAUGUACAUGCUCUUGAAUUCUGGUUAGCAUCCAUUUUAUAAUAAGAAUGAAACCAGAGAAUAAGUAAUCAAGAAAAUUAUGAAUCCUGUCUGGCAUUUCUCAGAUGGCAUGAAUCCGUUGGCAAAAGAUCUCAUUUAAAAGCUGACUACAAUUGAACCCAUUGAAAGGUAUAGUGUUGGAUAGGCAUUGAUUCAUCCCUGGAUUACUCGUAAUUUCCAGGAUAAAAUACCUUUAACCUAUAAUGAACAAAUCCAUUAGUUUAUCAAAGAUCAAUAAAUUAGAAAUCAAUUUAAGUUGCUCUUCUUUUUAUAGUAUCUAAUGAAGAAUUGUCCCAUUUAGUAACCCUAUCCUGAUGAUGAGAUAUUAUAAAAGUUGAGUGAUAAGAAAAAGCUAUAAUAACAGUAUUAAUCCUUGCCAAAUCCUCAAUCACAAAAGCAAAGGGUUUUGUCAAAUAAUCAAAAAAUCAAAAAUCUGAGAUCCACAAGUCCCAAAGAUCAGAAAUCAAGGUAAAAAUCCAAAUCAAAGCCAAAGACUUCUUUUGAGAAUUUGAAUACCCUUGAAGAUUAGAGAUAUACUAUAGCUUCCUUCAAAAAGUGUUUUUAACAAAAAGCCACUGUGAGACCAAAAACAAUCGAGGAAGCCUUAAAUGAGAAUUCAGCUAAAUCCAGAUAAUUUAUUAAACAAAAAUUAGAGUUGCCUCCAUUAAAAAAAAAAUGA
This is a messenger RNA of Paramecium tetraurelia, 1317 nucleotides long. RefSeq lists its product as uncharacterized. Gene Ontology annotation, molecular function: ATP binding; protein serine/threonine kinase activity. Gene Ontology annotation, cellular component: nucleus. The transcript is spliced from 5 exons. Gene Ontology annotation, biological process: mitotic DNA damage checkpoint signaling; protein phosphorylation. Lineage: Eukaryota; Ciliophora; Oligohymenophorea; Peniculida; Parameciidae. The record is from RefSeq and is a predicted model, not a curated record.